UUGGAUUAUUACUGGUUGGAUCCUGCCACGUGGCAUAGCCGGGAAACAUCACCGAUUAGUUCGCAUCCUGUAACGUGGCAACCAUCUAAAGAGGGGGACCGAUUGAUCGGACGUGUUAUUCUUAACAAGAGAACAACCAUGCCCAAAGAACCGGGUGCAUUACUGGGUCUGAAAGUUGUUGGAGGAAAAAUGACUGACUUAGGACGCCUUGGUGCCUUCAUCACCAAAGUAAAGAAGGGUAGCCUUGCAGAUGUAGUUGGACAUUUAAGAGCAGGGGAUGAAGUUCUAGAAUGGAAUGGUAAACCCCUGCCGGGAGCUACAAAUGAAGAAGUUUACAACAUUAUUUUAGAAUCAAAAUCAGAACCUCAAGUUGAAAUUAUUGUUUCAAGGCCUAUUGGUGACAUUCCACGGAUUCCUGAGAGCUCCCAUCCUCCCCUGGAGUCCAGUUCAAGUUCUUUUGAAUCUCAGAAGAUGGAAAGGCCUUCCAUUUCUGUUAUUUCUCCAACAAGUCCUGGAGCUCUAAAAGAUGCCCCGCAAGUCUUACCAGGACAACUUUCUGUGAAAAUGUGGUAUGAUAAAGUGGGACACCAGCUGAUUGUAAAUGUUCUACAAGCCACAGAUCUACCUUCUAGAGUAGACGGGCGUCCCAGGAAUCCCUAUGUAAAAAUGUAUUUUCUUCCAGAUAGAAGCGAUAAAAGUAAGAGAAGGACCAAAACCGUAAAGAAAGUACUAGAACCAAAAUGGAAUCAAACUUUCGUCUAUUCCCACGUACAUCGUAGAGAUUUUAGAGAACGGAUGCUAGAAAUCACUGUGUGGGAUCAACCCAGAGUGCAGGAAGAAGAGAGCGAAUUUCUCGGAGAGAUCCUCAUAGAACUGGAGACAGCACUUCUAGAUGAUGAACCGCAUUGGUAUAAACUGCAGACACAUGAUGAGUCUUCACUACCUCUGCCUCAGCCAUCACCUUUCAUGCCAAGGCGACACGUUCACGGAGAAAGCUCCAGCAAAAAACUGCAGAGAUCUCAGCGAAUCAGUGACAGUGACAUCUCAGAUUAUGAGGUUGACGAUGGUAUUGGAGUAGUUCCUCCAGUAGGUUAUAGGUCUAGUGCUAGAGAAAGUAAAUCUACAACAUUAACUGUGCCAGAACAGCAAAGAACAACUCAUCACCGCUCACGCUCAGUGUCUCCUCACCGCGGCGAUGAUCAGGGAAGGCCGCGCUCACGUUUACCAAAUGUGCCAUUACAGAGGAGUUUAGAUGAAAUUCAUCCAACAAGAAGGUCACGUUCUCCAACCAGACACCAUGAUGCCUCUAGAAGUCCAGUUGAUCACAGAUCCAGAGAUGUGGAUAGUCAGUAUUUAUCUGAACAAGACAGUGAGCUUCUCAUGCUGCCCAGAGCAAAACGAGGACGAAGUGCAGAGUGCCUACAUACGACCAGACAUCUUGUUAGUCACUAUAAAACAUUACCUCCCAAGAUGCCUUUGUUAGAGAACGGUUCUCACUGGAAUAUUUACAGCUCAGUUCUGCCUGCGCAUACUGAAACCAAAUCAGUGACUAGACAGGACUUUCCCCUUCAUCAUAACUGCUUUAACUCAAAAGUAUCGAGACUUAUUGAUGAGAUAUUGGUUAGUGAACUGCAGCCCUCCCUUGACAGGGCUAGGAGUGCUAGUACCAACUGCUUGAGACCAGAUACUAGUUUGCAUUCACCAGAACGAGAAAGGGGUAGAUGGUCCCCCUCCCUAGAUAGGAGACGACCUCCUAGCCCCAGGAUUCAAAUCCAGCAUGCAUCUCCGGAGAAUGACAGGCACUCCAGAAAGUCUGAAAGAUCUAGCAUCCAAAAACAGACUAGGAAAGGCAUUGCCUCUGAUGCAGAAAGGGUUCUCCCACCAUGUCUUUCUAGAAGGGGAUACGCAGCCCCAAGAGCAACUGAUCAGCCAGUCCUUAGGGGAAAGCACCCCGCCCGCUCGAGGUCGAGCGAGCACUCUAGUGUCAGGACACUGUGCCCCGCCCGCCGCCUCGGCCCCGGAGGGUCGGCGCCACCUUCUCCGCUUCUGACCAGAACGCACCGACAAGCCAGCCCAGGCCACUCUCCUCCCGCGGACGCGGCCUUCGGCAGCCGGCGGGGAAGGCAGCUCCCGCAAGUGCCAGUGCGAAGCGGCAGUAUCGAACAAGCAAGCUUAGUAGUGGAGGAGCGAACAAGACAGAUGAAAAUGAAAGUGCACCGAUUUAAGCAGACAACAGGGUCUGGUUCUAGUCAAGAACUUGAUCGCGAGCAAUAUUCCAAGUAUAACAUACAUAAAGAUCAGUACAGAAGCUGUGAUAACGUCUCUGCCAAAUCAUCAGAUAGUGAUGUCAGUGAUGUGUCCGCCAUUUCCAGAACCAGCAGUGCCUCGCGCCUCAGCAGCACCAGCUUUCUGUCGGAGCAGUCGGAGCGCCCCCGGGGGGGCAUCAGUUCAUUUACCCCUAAAAUGCAAGGCAGACGGAUGGGGACUUCAGGAAGAGCCAUCACGAAGAGCACCAGUGUGAGUGGAGAGAUGUACACACUGGAGCAUAAUGACGGCAGCCAGUCGGACACGGCCGUGGGGACAGUGGGAGCCGGCGGGAAGAAACGGAGGUCCAGCCUCAGCGCCAAAGUGGUGGCCAUCGUGUCGCGACGGAGUAGAAGCACAUCCCAACUAAGCCAAACAGAGUCGGGCCACAAGAAGUUAAAAAGCACCAUUCAGAGAAGCACAGAAACGGGGAUGGCGGCCGAAAUGAGGAAGAUGGUGCGGCAGCCAAGCCGGGAGUCCACCGACGGCAGCAUCAACAGCUACAGCUCCGAGGGGAACUUAAUAUUUCCUGGAGUGCGACUAGGAGCAGACAGUCAAUUUAGUGAUUUUCUUGAUGGGCUGGGACCAGCCCAGCUUGUUGGCCGCCAAACCCUCGCCACCCCUGCAAUGGGUGACAUACAAAUCGGGAUGGAGGAUAAGAAGGGCCAGCUGGAGGUGGAGGUGAUCAGGGCGCGAAGCCUCACGCAGAAACCCGGCUCCAAAUCCACACCUGCUCCAUACGUCAAAGUCUAUCUUUUGGAAAACGGGGCCUGUAUAGCCAAGAAGAAGACAAGAAUUGCACGCAAAACCCUUGAUCCUUUGUAUCAACAGUCCCUGGUGUUUGACGAAAGUCCACAGGGUAAAGUUCUUCAGGUGAUUGUUUGGGGAGACUAUGGAAGAAUGGACCAUAAAUGCUUUAUGGGUGUGGCUCAAAUCUUGUUGGAAGAACUUGAUCUGUCCAGUAUGGUAAUCGGAUGGUACAAAUUGUUCCCACCGUCAUCAUUGGUGGAUCCCACACUCACUCCCCUAACCCGUCGGGCUUCCCAAUCAUCUCUGGAAAGUUCAACUGGGCCUCCCUGCAUUCGAUCAUAGUGAACUUAUACCUGAGUCAUUCCAACAAAACUCUGCCUUUCAGGAUAAUAAUCUGAACCAGAUAUGUCAUGAUCAAAAGCAUUGUUGGAGACAGACAAUCAACCUGUGUUUUGCUGUGGUAGUUUUUCAGUGAUGUGUCCCAACUGUUGUUUCAAACCUGGCUUCAUAUGACAGAACAAGGCAGUCUAUCAGAUUACAGUAAGAGCCAAUAUGCUAGUGAGAGCCACUGAUGCUUCUAACAAACAACAAAAAAGGAAACUUCAAAUUUACACACACACACGCACACACACGCACCCAAAAUUAAACAAACUGGAAACUCUCACUCUGUGAAAAGUUGUAUUUUACACGUUUCUACACAGACCACGAGCAGUGUUAUUUCCCUGGUGUUUGAGAAGUUUUGUUCUUUUGUGUUUUGUUUCUGUGUGUGUUAUUUGUUGCUUUUGGAUUUGUUUUGUUUCGUUUUUCACUGUUUGUUACUUACACUAGUUUUCGGCUGUGUCAUGACAGGCCUCAUGAUGCUUACAGAGACCCUUCUUUUCUUUUUCCAAAAGCACCACAAAAAGGGCUGAAGCAGUCUCUGUAGCAUCUCCCCAAAGUGUUCAACAGCUCGAUAAGAUGAGGCCCAUGAAGGGCUCCACUAGCUUUCAUUGUAAAAUCCCUCAAAGUCUUACAUGUGGAAACCCAGAAAACAAAAAGUUAUCUUCCAAAACAAACAAUCCCAGAAUCACCAUUUUUAAUGGAGAGCAUAUCUGUUCAUGUUCUAAAAAAUUAGUUUACAUUUUCCAUUGUUUUGCAUGGAAGACUUUUAAAGAAGUCAAUCUACAACUCAUGCUGGGAACUAAAACUAACUGCACAAUCGUACUUCGGAAACACUCCUUGCCAUGCCUUUUUCUUGCUGACUUUCAAAAAAAAAAAAGUAUAUGCUCAUGUGUAUAAACUACACUUUUGACUUCCCAAAAUGGUGACUAGAAAUGGAUGUGAGCCUAAGACACUUCCAGCUAUGCCCAGGCUUCUCGACCAUGUCCCAGUGUAGACACACCCAUCCGCCCCAGAAAGAGCAUGGUAUGAGCUGUUCAGUAUUCCACUGGAAAUUCCAGUCGAACUAUUCUGCACUAAAUUAAUGUUUUUAUCCGAUUUUAGUUUACAUUUCUUUGAGAUCGAUGCAAGCACAAAGCUCGACUUUUUUAAAGCAAAGUAUCUUACUUUGGGGGGGAGAUAAAACAAAGUUAAAUUUCAAUUUGCAUUUUCUUCAUCUGAGUUUUUCUUGGCCUUGAACUUCCCUUGUGACAUUCUGUGUGUGUGUCCCAUACUGCAGACCCUGCAGGUGCAUCGAUAUGUUCUCCUUUUAUGAGUCUUUCAACUUUUGUGAUUACACAAAUAGAGCAGCAUGACUUGGAACUGUUCAACGCUGCAUGCACGUUUUGUAAAAAAAUACAUAAAAAUAAAUAAAAAACGAAAAAGAAAAGAAACAAAAGGUUAUUUAAUAAUGUAUGUUAGUUCCACAUAGGCCCGCUUGUAUGUUGCAUGUACUUGUACAGUUUGCUCGUUAAUUACUAUACUGAAAUAACCAAGAAAUCUAAGCCAUCCAUUUUUGUUAUAGACAUUUUGCAGGUUAUCGCCAGACUCGAUCUGUGAGCCUGGGGUGAAAUGUCUAUAGAUGGGCUUUAUUUUUUACCCUCUGGAAAACGUGAUGUAGUAUGGACCAAAUUACUUCUAAUCAAUAUUUUGGUGUAGAUUCCUACUGUGGGGCUGUAACACAUGUAGACACUGUGUACACACUAGGUUUUAAUCCAUAGACAUACUGCCUGCACCAAGUGAAUUCUUUAUCAUUAUUUACACACGCCAGAAUUACCUGCCCAUCAUCACAGGGCACAGAUUGACCACUACUCACCAUGCUGAGCAGGAAGAACUGAAGCACUGGUGCACUUCUACUAGAUUCCGUUCUGUCUUAGUGGCCAACAAUCAAUUAUAAUUGGGUAGUAUCUUUCUAUUUUGACCACUUGUCUUAACACUCCCCUGUGCUUUUAAAUGAACUUCCAACUCAUGUAUGUAAACAUGUUUAAUAAAAUUUACUUUUCAUGUCAGUCGGUAGCCAUCUGUGUUCUAUGUUUUGCCCAGAUAUCCACUGCGGGUUCUAUGGUGCAAAAUGGGAGCCAGAUCACGGGAAGGGGAGGUUGGGAUUGUUGUCUGCUGCGGGCGUUUGACUUGACUUGUCACUGCACUAUCUAUGUCUUAAUCUAUGGCCCAAAGGGUACUUUGCAUCACGUACAAGUUUUCACUUUGUCAGCCUGUCUAAGUGAGCACAUGACUAUACUUCUGAAAAGUGGCAUUAUUAAAAAACAAUAAAUCUAUGAGAAUCCAAUGGAGAAGGUUGUGUUUCUGCUGCUGUUUGAGUGUGCUAAUAAAAGAGACAACUCUGU
Molecule: messenger RNA, 5816 nt
Organism: Miniopterus natalensis
Lineage: Eukaryota; Metazoa; Chordata; Mammalia; Chiroptera; Miniopteridae
Source: RefSeq, a predicted model, not a curated record